This is a messenger RNA of Chenopodium quinoa (quinoa), 1602 nucleotides long. RefSeq names its product GDSL esterase/lipase EXL3-like. The transcript is spliced from 5 exons. Gene Ontology annotation, cellular component: extracellular region. NCBI's taxonomy places the organism in Eukaryota, Viridiplantae, Streptophyta, Magnoliopsida, Caryophyllales, Amaranthaceae. Gene Ontology annotation, molecular function: hydrolase activity, acting on ester bonds. The record is from RefSeq and is a predicted model, not a curated record. The coding region runs from base 156 to 1256 and encodes 366 amino acids.
AAAUGCGACAAAAAACAUACCUAGCCACACAUAAAAAUAAGUCAGCAUUGAAAGGUAGUUUCCAACCUUGUUUUCCAACUUUAGAGGAAGAAAAAGAGCUUCAUUAAAUUUUCUUAUUAUUAAAAUUAUUAUUACUAGUUAACUAGCUUGGAACCAUGCAAUAUUCUUUUUCUUCAACUUCUUGUUCACUAUGUUUAUGUCUAGUCUUUCACCUCCUUAUCAUUUUCUCUACCACCACCCCGACGGUGGCAGUAGUAAAGCUGCCUCCGAAUGUGACGGUUACUGCGAUCCUGGCGUUCGGAGAUUCGAUCAUUGAUCCCGGGAACAAUAACAACAUCAAGACGAUUAUCAAGUGUAAUCACCCUCCUUAUGGUCAGGAUUUCAUGGGUGGCAUUCCUACUGGCAGGUUCAGCAAUGGAAGAAUCCCUACUGAUUUUUUAGCGCAAGAAUUAUCAAUAAAGGAUUAUGUACCAGCUUAUUUGGAUGCCAAUUUAAGUCCAGAUGAUCUCCUAACCGGUGUCAGUUUUGCUUCUGGAGCUGCUGGUUUUGACCCUUUGACUUCUAAAGUUGCGUCAGUGAUAUCACUAUCACAGCAGCUAGAACAUUUUAAAGAAUACAUAGAGAAAGUGAAGCAACUAGUUGGGGUUGAGAAGACCAAUUUCAUUUUGGCAAACACUGUUUACUUUGUUGUUGCUGGAAGUGAUGAUAUUGCCAACACUUAUUUUGGUACUCCUUUCAGAAGAUUUCAUUAUGAUAUUCCUUCUUACACUGAUCUUAUGCUUCACUCUGCUUCUUCAUUCAUCCAGGAGUUAUAUGGACUUGGGGCGCGAAGGAUAGCAGUAUUUGGUGCACCUCCCAUAGGAUGUGUGCCAUCACAAAGAACCCUAGGAGGAGGAAUUGUGAGAGAAUGUGCUGCAAAUUACAACGAAGCUGCUAUAUUGUUCAAUUCUAAGCUGUCUCGUGAACUUGAUUCUCUCACUCAAAAGCUUCCUAACUCAAGGGUUGUCUAUAUUGACAUUUACACCCCUUUGUUUGAUAUUAUUCAGAAUCCGGCUAAAUACGGGUUUGAGCAAGUGGUGAAGGGUUGUUGUGGCACAGGGUUAAUAGAAGUAACGUCGUUAUUGUGCAACAAGUUAGAUGCAGUAUGUCCAGAUGAUACAAAGUACUUAUUCUGGGAUAGCUACCAUCCCACUGAAAAAGGUUAUCAGGUUCUCCUUAGCUUGCUCAUUGACAAAUAUAUCAGCCGCCUUUAUUGAUACAUCAUCGAGUUCAACUUAAAUUAUUACUAGUACUAUAUGUUUAUAGUACUAAUUUUUUUUUUAUAAUUUUUUAUUUAUUUUUCCCUAUGUUAUUAAAUAAUUCCUUUCGGCAUUAUUGGUAAGAAAUUAAUACCAAUGCAUUGCUCUUGAGUCUUGAUUGUUGUAGCUUCAUUCUAUGUAAUGAUUUUCAUUCAUUUUUUUUCAUUUUAUUUUGUUCACAUUUACAAUACGUACAAAUUCGUUUUACUUGUAUAUCAGCCCGCACAUAUAUAAAAUUACACACCCGCGGGAGUAUUUGUGAAAUUCACAAUAUAAAUUGGUAUUACAAAGCCCAUGUUAUCCA